AGUAUUUUGAACGGACAGGAGGGCAGGGAGGCUGCAGCUGCGGGGGCCAGAGAGCAGGACACUGCAGUGGGGGACAGGCAGUGACAGAAUGGAAGGACUCAUUCACUCUCCUCCACAGGUGCUGGGCUGUGUGUGGAAGUGACAGUGCCACAGGACCCCGUGAUGCAGGAACGAGGCUCCAGUGUGGAACUUCCCUGCCACUAUAAAACCUCGGUUGACAAAAAUUUCAUGCUGGAGUGGAAGUUUGCGCCAGCCUCUGUAGCACCUGAGCAGAGCAAGCAGAUCCUCUACUUCACUAAUGACAAGUUGUACAAGCCCGGCUCUCAGGCCGAACGGCUCAGCCUCCUGCACGACCCUCCUACCAUGGGGGAUGCGACUCUUCAGCUAGCCAACAUCCGCGCCUCGGACAACGGCACGUACAUCUGUGUGGUGAACAACCCCCCAGACUUCUAUGGCAGCGGCUCAGGGCUCAUCCACUUCACUGUGCUGAUGCCUCCAUCUACUCCUGUUUGUAAAGGGACAGAAUAUGCCCGGAUUGGGGGCGACGCCACACUGACCUGCAGCUCUGUGGAGGGGGUGCCUGCCCCGAUUUACGCCUGGUCACGGGUGGACUCCAAGACCUCGUUGCCAUUGGCCAAUAUGGUGCAAGAUGACCAAACAGGGAAGCUGCAGCUGACAAACCUCUCGCUGGCAUUCUCAGGGACCUACCAGUGCGUGGCCUCCAACCAGUUCGGCCACGCCAGCUGCCAAGUGACAGUUAACGUGUCAGGCACUGCAGAAGCUGGAGCGACCGCAGGAGCUGUGAUAGGAGUGCUGCUGGUGCUCUUGCUGCUCGGGGCAGCUGCCAUCUAUCUGUUCUGGUACAGAAAGAAGGACAAGAAGGAGUCUCAAGCCACGUACACCGGGAAUGAUAUAAGGGAGGAUGCCACUGCCCCGGGGAUCUCAGACACCUCGUUGCAGAGACAAGACAGCGACCCUGGGAGCCGUUUCCUGGAGCAGCCAGUGUCAAGGCCAGAGUCCGCCAGCACCACCAAGUCCAGACUCAACAUGAUUGUGUGAGCGGGGGGCAGCGCUGGCUCCUGUUCAGCUCAAAAAGCUCAGCUGGAUUUUGAUAAGUGACUUGGGUUUUUUUGUUUUUUUUUUUUUUAAAUAAUGAAGGUUUUUACUGUCUCCUAUUUACUGCCUGGGGGGACCUUGCAGGGACCCAUCGAACAGCCUAGUAAACACUUUCUCUGUUAUACACUUCACCUGGGUUGGGAUGUAUCAGUUAGUAUUUCUACAUAACCACUGAGUGUGCAAAUCAAUGUAGCCUGAUUGGCUAACAAUCUCUCUAGGUCAGCCAAUCAGAGGACAGAGGUUUUGUAUGUUUAUUUCACAGUAACCCUGU
Messenger RNA from Gopherus flavomarginatus (Mexican gopher tortoise), 1387 nucleotides. It is a transcript of the gene VSIG2, whose product is annotated as V-set and immunoglobulin domain containing 2. The record is from RefSeq and is a predicted model, not a curated record. The coding region runs from base 163 to 1059 and encodes 298 amino acids. NCBI's taxonomy places the organism in Eukaryota, Metazoa, Chordata, Testudines, Testudinidae. The transcript has 6 exons.